Molecule: messenger RNA, 3804 nt
Organism: Adineta steineri
Lineage: Eukaryota; Metazoa; Rotifera; Eurotatoria; Adinetida; Adinetidae
Source: the annotation of a GenBank genome assembly
AUGGCAACAGCAAAGACAACUGCAGCUGCAACAGCAGCAGUGGUUGGUGAAAAACGCUCAACAGUUAAACUGGAUACAAUGCGUGAAAUAGAAAAACACAUGCAAAAAUUAUGGGCCGAUAUGAAAAUAUUUGAAGCUGAUGCACCAAGUCAUUCUACUGAUAAUUCAAAUACAUUUUUGGCAACAUUUCCAUAUCCAUAUAUGAAUGGUCGUCUUCAUUUAGGUCAUACAUUUUCAUUAUCUCGAUGCGAGUUUUCUGUUGGUUAUCAACGUUUACGUGGUAAACAUUGUUUAUUUCCAUUUGGAUUUCAUUGUACUGGUAUGCCUAUUCAAGCUUCUGCAGAAAAACUAAAACGUGAAAUGGAAGACUUUGGUUUUCCACCCAAAUUUCCUGAGACAACAAGUGAAGAUGUCGAAAGAGAAAAAGAAAAAUUAGCAAAAUCAAAAGAAAGUGAAAGUAGUAAAGUUGAUAGUAAAUUUAAGAGCAAGAAAAGUAAAGCAGCAGCAAAGAGUACUGGUGAUAAAUAUCAAUGGCAAAUCAUGCGUAGUAUCGGAAUGGAUGAUGAUGAAGAAAUUCGUAAAUUUGCUGAUCCAAAACAUUGGAUUUCUUAUUUUCCAUCAGUUGUUAAGAAAGAUCUUGAAUUAAUGGGUUUAAAAGUUGAUUGGCGUCGUUCAUUUAUUACAACUGAUGCUAAUCCAUUUUAUGAUUCAUUUGUUCGUUGGCAAUUUCAUCAUUUGAAAGAAGAUGGUCGAAUUCAAUUUGGUAAACGAUAUACAAUUUAUUCACCAAAAGAUAAACAACCAUGUAUGGAUCAUGAUCGAAGUAGUGGUGAAGGUGUUGGUCCACAAGAAUAUACAUUAAUUAAAUUACGUAUUCAUGAUGAUCAUAUACCAGAAAAAUUAAAAUCUCAUAUAACAUCAACAACACAAGGUGUUUAUUUAGCUGCUGCUACACUUCGACCAGAAACAAUGUAUGGACAAACAAAUUGUUGGAUUGGUCCAGAAAUAAAUUAUAUAGCAUUUGAAACACGUUUACAUGGUAUUCUUAUUUGUACACGACGUGCCGCUCAUAAUAUGGCUUAUCAAGAAUUUACAAAUACUUAUGGUCAAUAUACAAUUUUAGCUGAAUUUGUUGGUAGUGAAUUAUUUGGAUUACCAUUACAUGCACCAUAUUCACAUUAUAAAACAGUUUAUGUUUUACCUAUGAUGACAAUCAAAGAAGAUAAAGGUACAGGUGUUGUUACAUCAGUCCCAAGUGAUUCACCCGAUGAUUUUGCUGCUUUAACUGAUCUUAAAAAUAAAGUCAAUUUACGUGAAAAAUAUGGUAUUACAGAAUCAAUGGUAUUACCAUAUGAUCCAGUACCAAUAAUUCAACUUGACCCCUAUGGUAAUCUUUCUGCACAAAAAAUUUGUGAAGAAAUGAAAAUUCAAUCACAAAAUGAUCAAGAUAAAUUAGUAAAAGCAAAAGAAAUCAUUUAUACGAAAUCAUUUUAUGAAGGCAUACUUUUAGUUGGUAAAUAUGCCAAUACAAAAGUAUCAGAAGCAAAAAAACUUGUUCGAGAUGAUUUAAUAAAGAAUGGAGAUGGAUGUAUUUAUCAAGAACCAGAAGGAAAAGUAAAAUCUCGAUCAAAUGAUGAAUGUGUUGUUGCACUUGUUGAUCAAUGGUUUCUUGAUUAUGGAAAUGCUGAAUGGAAAGAAGAAACAAAACGUGCAUUAGCUCAAAUGAAUGUUUAUAAUAAUGAAGCACGUAACCAAUAUCAAGGUGUUAUCGAAUGGUUACAUGAAUAUGCAUGUUCACGUUCAUUUGGUCUUGGAACAAAAUUACCUUGGGAUAAACAAUAUGUUAUUGAAUCAUUAUCUGAUUCAACUAUUUAUAUGGCUUAUUAUACUGUUGCACAUCUUUUACAAGGACGAGAUUCAUUUAAUGGUGAAAAAUUAGGUCCAGCAAAUAUUCUUCCAACACAAUUAACAAGUGAAGUUUGGGAUUAUAUAUUUUUUAAGGAAAAAUCCUAUUCAUCAUUAACAACAGAUAUUCCUCGUGCAACACUUGAUUAUCUUCGUAAUGAAUUUCAGUAUUGGUAUCCAGUUAAUUUACGUACAAGUGGCAAAGAUUUAAUUCCAAAUCAUCUUACUUAUUCCAUCUAUCAUCAUACAGCUAUUUGGCCAAAAAAUCCAGAAUUAUGGCCACGUUCAUUUUGUGCAACUGGAUUAUUAUUAUUGAAUAGUGAGAAAAUGUCCAAAUCAACUGGUAAUUUUUUAACAUUAUCACAAGCCAUUGAUAAAUAUUCAGCUGAUGCUAUGCGUAUAACAUUAGCUAAUGCUGGUGAUUCAAUUGAAGACGCAAAUUUUGAAGAAGAAGUAGCUGAAGCACAACUUUUACGUCUUUCGACAUUUAUUGAAUGGGCUAAAGAAGUUUUAGAUAUUAAUUUACAUGAACUUGCAUCAGAAAAUCCUUCAUCACCAACAACAAGAAAAAGUUCAACAGAAGAUCAUUCAACUGUUGUUUCAUCAGUUAUUAAUUGGGUUAAACAUAAAUUACAUGUUUCAUCCGAUUCAACAAAUGAAGAAUUUAGUGAACAUCAAAAAUUAACUUAUCGUACUGAUAAAAAUUAUACUUAUUAUGAUCAAGUAUUUGAAUCACGAAUGAAUCGUGCUAUAAAAUUAACAGAAGAAAAUUAUGAAAAAAUGUUAUUUAAAGAUGUUAUUAAAACAGGCUUUUUUGAAUUACAAAUUGCACGUGAUAAUUAUCGAGAUUCAUGUGCUGAAUCGGAGAAAAUGAAUUUACAUUUAUUGAAAAAAUAUAUUGAAGUUCAAACAAUUUUAUUAUCACCUAUUUGUCCACAUAUAUGUGAUUAUGUUUAUCAAUUUCUUUAUCCUGGUACAACAAUAAUGAAUGCAAAAUGGCCAAUUGCAGGUGAAGUUGAUGAAUCAUUAAUUGAUUCAUAUAAUUAUUUAACUGAUACUGCUCAUGAUUUUCGUCUUCGUUAUAAAUCUUAUACAACACAACAAACAAAUCCAAAAUCAAAAGAAAUCAAAUCUCAAUCACAUUUAACUCCAACACAUGGUACAAUCUAUGUUGCUAAAUCAUAUCCAUCAUGGCAAACAUUUGUUAUUAAUGAAUUAAAACAAUUAUAUUCAUCAAAUAAUAAAACAUUACCUGAUAAUAAACAAUUAUCAAGUCAUUUUAAAGAUCGAAAAGAAAUUGAUAAAAAAUAUGUGAAAAAAUUAAUGCCAUUUGUUAUUUAUUCGAAAGAAUUAGUUGAAAAAAGUGGUAAUAUUGAAUCAUUAGAUCAACAUUUAUCAUUUGAUGAAUUUGAAAUCUUACGAAUCAAUCAAGAUUAUCUUCGUCGUACACUUAAUUUAGAAGAAAUUAAUAUUUGUUCAGCUGAUGAGAAUGAAAAUAAUCAAUUAAUGUUAACUAAUUUUGAAGAUAUUUUACCUGGUAAACCAUUAAUUUAUUUUCGUCAUGAAGAAACAAUUCCAAUACGUUUUAUUAAUCGUCAACCAUAUUCAUCUCAUUUUGAAUAUUCGAUACCUGUUAUGAAAGGUGAUACAAUUGAAAAAUUAGAAUUACGUCUUAGACGACAUGGUGAUCAUCAAUUAAAAGCAAAUAAAAGUAUUCGAUUAUUUUAUUUUCAAAAUUGGGAAUUUUAUACGCGAACAUUACCAAAUAUAACAACACCAUUACAAGGUCUUGAAGAAUUUCAAAAUAAAAAUCAAGUUUUACAAAUUGAUUCUCGACAUGGAACACUUGUUAUCGGUGAUCAAGAUAUUGGCAAUGUUUUAGUUUAUUUUGUUGAAUGA